Messenger RNA from Mustela erminea (ermine), 1727 nucleotides. It is a transcript of the gene GCM1, whose product is annotated as glial cells missing transcription factor 1. Gene Ontology annotation, molecular function: RNA polymerase II cis-regulatory region sequence-specific DNA binding; DNA-binding transcription activator activity, RNA polymerase II-specific. NCBI's taxonomy places the organism in Eukaryota, Metazoa, Chordata, Mammalia, Carnivora, Mustelidae. Gene Ontology annotation, biological process: gliogenesis; regulation of transcription by RNA polymerase II; cell differentiation involved in embryonic placenta development. Gene Ontology annotation, cellular component: nucleus. The transcript is spliced from 6 exons. Bases 197 to 1525 code for a protein of 442 amino acids. The record is from RefSeq and is a predicted model, not a curated record.
ACCUGCUGGGACCUGAACCAGAGAUGAGAUUUUUAUGACACAGUGUUGUCUGCAUCUCCAUAAGAAGUCAGAAGUGUCAGAAAACAGUCUCCAGGUCUAAGCUGCCGAGUCAAGAGUGGAUUGAUCCGACUGUAGGAAACGCCUUUGAGAAGCAGAUUCCUCACCAUUUCUGUGGAAAUUGGGUAGACGGAACCCUAUGGAUGACCUGACUGUCAUGGCUCCUGAAGACCUUGAUUCUGAGGACAAGGAGGUGUUAAGCUGGGAUAUUAACGAUAUGAAACUGCCACAGAAUGUGAAAAAGACUGACUGGUUCCAGGAAUGGCCCGACUCCUACGAGAAGCACAUCUACAGCUCAGAGGACAGGAACGCACAGCGGCACCUGAGCAGCUGGGCCAUGCGCAACACCAACAACCACAACUCCCGCAUCCUCAAAAAGUCCUGCCUGGGCGUGGUGGUGUGCAGCCGUGACUGCUCUGCCGAGGAGGGCCGCAAGAUCUACCUGCGACCUGCCAUCUGCGACAAAGCCCGGCAGAAGCAGCAGAGGAAACGCUGUCCAAACUGCGACGGGCCUCUGAAGCUCAUUCCUUGCCGAGGCCAUGGGGGCUUCCCGGUCACCAACUUCUGGAGGCACGACGGACGCUUCAUAUUCUUCCAGUCAAAGGGAGAGCACGAUCAUCCAAAACCAGAAACCAAAUUGGAAGCCGAGGCAAGAAGAACAAUGAAAAAAGCACACGCGGCGGCAUCUGCCUCUGUCCCCUCAAAGCUGAAGGAGAGCCCAGAGACAAAGUCUCUUCCAGGUGAAACCCAAAGUUGGGGAAGUUUUCCUUUAACUUGGUCUUUCCAGGAGGGCGUCCAGUUGCCCGGUAGUUACAAUGGACGUUUAAUAGCUAACACUCCCCAGCAGAAGUCUCUGAAUGAUUGCUUGUUCUUCUCCAAGAGCUGUUGCUUGGGGGGAACCACUGACCUGGCAGACCCCACUUCCACCUUGGGCCCCACUAAGCUCUAUGACAAAUGCAAACUGUCCAGUAGUUGGAUCUGUAAUGGUGGGGACCUGCUUCAUCCUGUUUCCGGAGUCUUCUCUGACUACGGUGAUCGGCAAACAUGGAAUAUAAAUACUGCCUUGGGGAGACAGUCUCUUAAUGACAACUGUUGUCCCAGUUAUGCUUUCCCUCUGACCAGCUGGCCUUAUGACUUCUCCCCUUCCCAAAGCUCUGCAGAACCCUUUCCCCAGCAGAUUCCAGUGGAACCGCCUGUGGCCGAAAGUGGCUGUCGCCCAUUAUGGCCUAAUCCAGGGGGUGAGCUUUAUGAAGAGAGGCUGCAUGUGGAUUUUAACAGCUGCUGCCCUUCCUCCACAUGCCACUCACCUCAGGAAGACCCCUUUCUCCUUACCUACGCCUCCCAUCCCCACCAUCAAUACUCAUUGACAGGCAAGAGCAGCAAAUGGGAUUUUGAUGAAGACAUGAGGGGCGUGGGUUUGGAUCAUUACAGCAAUGAGAUGCUUCUCAACCUCUGUCCUUUAAGAUGAUCCAAACUGAAAACCUUGUACCCUAUUAGCAGGACUACAAUUUAGUGCAGACUCUCUGGAAAACAGUAUGGAAGGUUCCUUAGAAAACUCAAAAGUAGAACUACCUGCACUCCCGUGGUCAUUGCAGCAGCAUUCACAAUAGCCAAAGUAUGGAAACAGCCUAAGUGUCCAUCAGCAGAGGAAUGGAUAAAGAAAAUAUGGU